AUGGCUGGGGCGCUAGCUUACAAAGCAGCAGGCUAUGUCCGGAGCAAGGACUUAGGAGACUAUCUCAUGAGUACGAACUUCUGGGGCCCAGUUGCCAACUGGAGUCUCCCCAUUGCUGCUAUCAAUAACAUGAAGAAAUCUCCAGAGAUUAUCAGUGGGCGGAUGACUUUCACUCUCUGUUGCUGUUCAUGAGAUUUGCAGCCUCGAAACUGCCGCCAUGUAGCAAGCGAAGCAGUGCAGCUCAUUCAGGGUGGACGACUUAUGAACUAUGAGAUGAGUAAGAGGUCAUCUGCGUAG
This is a messenger RNA of Apodemus sylvaticus (European woodmouse), 297 nucleotides long. Its product is annotated as mitochondrial pyruvate carrier 1-like. NCBI's taxonomy places the organism in Eukaryota, Metazoa, Chordata, Mammalia, Rodentia, Muridae. The record is from RefSeq and is a predicted model, not a curated record. Gene Ontology annotation, biological process: pyruvate import into mitochondria. Gene Ontology annotation, cellular component: mitochondrial inner membrane.